AUGUUACUAAAAUAUUUAAUUUGGUUAGAUAUUUUAUGUCUUUAUAAUGAAAGACUUACUAAAGGUUAUAAUUGCGGGACUUAGAUAAAAAUAGGGAACAUUCGACGUAUAGAACCAAAAUACUCCCAACCAAUUCAGGGUUUCCUUAUCAAACUGUGUCGCGUGUGAAUUAGAAUCAUAUAUGUAUAAUACAGAUAAGAGCCGGGUGUGUCAACCUCAUUGUAAGUCCCCUGGCUCGGAAUUACCUGCCAAACAAGCUAAAACAAUCAUUGAGUCAUUCGUCUGCCCCAUACCAGAAUUGUUUUUGUUAAAAUCUUUAUCUGAAAAAGUCUUGAAAAUGCCUCCCUUUUGUUGCGGAGGACGCCGCUGCGCAAAGGACCUAGAGUGGGAAAAACAAAACGAAGACGGACGCGAUUCUGGAAGGGAAACUAUUUAUACUACUAUGCCGGAAUAUGAACGACCAUUGUCCCUCAAGUUCUACGCACGCCACGACUGGCCAUAUUUCAACUGCAAUGACCAAGAGGUGCGUCACAUGCGCGCGAAACUGGAUCCCGAGUCCCUGAAAAACGCCUCAAAAAUGGCCAAGCUCGACGAUGGAGAGGGGCAGAAGUACGAGAUGAAGCAUGCCACACCGCAGCCGAUGACUGUUAACCAGAUUUACGGAUGGUAUUCGGAUCGGGCCCACCGCUAUCUUAAACGGGACCGAGGCACCUUCGUCUUUCCUCACGAAAAUGAUCCAAUGAUUCAGCAGAUUUUGAGGGGCAAGCACCAAACAAACGGUCCUUAAAAUCUCUAAUUUUGUUUUUCUUUGCUUCAAACAAGUUGAAAAAAUUAAAGUCAUCUUAGUUUAAAUAUAGUACUGAUAUUGGCGCAACUAA
Drosophila bipectinata is the source of this 878-nucleotide messenger RNA. RefSeq lists its product as uncharacterized. The record is from RefSeq and is a predicted model, not a curated record. NCBI's taxonomy places the organism in Eukaryota, Metazoa, Arthropoda, Insecta, Diptera, Drosophilidae.